Molecule: messenger RNA, 10909 nt
Organism: Ceratitis capitata (Mediterranean fruit fly)
Lineage: Eukaryota; Metazoa; Arthropoda; Insecta; Diptera; Tephritidae
Gene: RhoGEF2
Exons: 25
Coding region: 664-9441 (2925 amino acids)
Biological process (GO): G protein-coupled receptor signaling pathway
Cellular component (GO): cytoplasm
Molecular function (GO): G protein-coupled receptor binding; guanyl-nucleotide exchange factor activity
Source: RefSeq, a predicted model, not a curated record
GCGGAAUCAGAACAAACAUAAUGAAAAAAUAUAAAAUAAUGAUUGAUAAUGAAAUAGCUCUAGUCAUUCAAAGCAGCCCUGUGUACCAAAUACGAAAAUAUUUCGGAUAUUUUCUUUUCUGCUACGUUUUGUUUGUCAGUAAUCAUUCGGUCGUCAUUCGGAAUAUACGUUUAGUUAAAAUAUAUUAGCGCGUUUAAUUGGACGCUAUUCGUAGGAAACAGUGUCCACAGUAUUACAGCAGUAAGAAUUAACAUCGCUUACAAAAACAAAGACAAUAACGAAAUGAAAAAAAUGAUCGGUUGUGAUCUGUGAACGCAUAAAAAGCAAAUAUGGCCGCCACUUGUUGGAUGGUGGAGAUUGUUUAAUGAAAGAAAAGUGUAAAAAAUAAAUGCCUUAAAAAAAUUAAGCGUAAAGUACUAAACCGUUGCUGAAAUUUUGGUAGUAUUUGUGAAAGUGACAAAAAGUGAAAACAUUUGGGAAUGUAUUUGAAUAUUCAUAUUAAUAUACCCACAUCCAAUAAAAGGUCGAUAAAAUAUAUGUGUUUUCCUACAAAUUUUUCUAAAAAAAUAUUAUCAGUUUUUUGCAUUUAACUACAAAUACGUUUUAUUUUGUUGCAAUUGAAAUAUAUAUGUAUAUGUGUAACCUCAACAAUUGUGAAAACUUAUGGAAGACUCAUCAAUAGUAAAGAGAUUAAUUGAUUUUGGCAUCGACGAGCAUGAGUAUGAUGAAGUUCAGGAAUUACCAGACGAAUCAAAUAUUAGCCCACAAAUUGCAAUUACUACAGCAGAUAUAUUCCUUCAACAACAGCAGCAACAACAACAACAACAACAAUCACUUUUACAAAACCCAAUUAAUAAUAACAACAGCACUAACAACUUAAGCACAACGGAUUUUCCACCAGAAUUGCCACCACCAAAACAAAACAAACUGAAGAACUCAAAGAAAAACAAAACGAAGUCAAAAAUACCCCGCUCACCAUCACUAGCCUCGAGUGGUAGUGGUAGCGGUGGUGCAUUGACCAACGUUGCUAGUAAUACUAAUCAUCAUACUAUCAAUAACAACAACAAUCAAAAUAAUUUUGGCAGCACCAUCGCAUAUUCACCAAUUCCACCACAAACACCACCACUCCCGGUUAACUAUCAGCAAAGCAAAUUGAAACAUAUGAAUGGUGGUAAUACCACCACCACACCAACAACACCGCAAACUCCGUUAGCUGCCUUUGGUACCGGCUUCUCACCAGUAACGCCAACAACACCAACAAUUCUGGUGUCCAACAGCGGCACUGGUGGCAAUAAUAAUGUUGGUUUCGCUAGCACACCGACCGGUGGUAGUGUUGGUGGACUCGCAGUGAUGGGUGGUGGUAGUGUGCCACCUAGUGGUGGUGCUGGCCUCAGUGCCAACGGUUCGAGCGUUAGUGGUGGUGGUAGUGGUGGUGGCGUUGCUGGCAAUCAGCGUGGUAGUGUGAAUAUGGCCUCAGCUCGUCGGCCACAAUUGCAAAUCACUCCCAUACCGGAAUCACCGAAACACUUUCAGUUUUUGACGUUGACCGUGCGUAAGGACGAGAAUGGUUAUGGCAUGAAGGUCUCGGGCGACAAUCCAGUUUUCGUUGAAAGCGUUAAACCAGGUGGAGCGGCACAAAUUGCUGGCUUAGUUGCCGGCGAUAUGAUCUUAAAGGUCAAUGGACAAGAAGUGCGUAUGGAGAAGCAUCCAACUGUGGUUGGCUUAAUAAAAGCUUCCACUAUUGUCGAAUUAGCGGUGAAACGGAGUCAGAAGUUAACACGCCCCACAUCGGUGGGCAUUGUGCCCUCUACGCCCAUACUAUCGGGACGGGAUCGCACAGCAUCCAUAACAGGCCCACAACCGGUUGAUAGUAUUAAACGGCGCGAAAUGGAAACGUAUAAAAUACAAACGCUGCAAAAAAUGUUAGAACAGGAAAGAUUGAAUUUGGAGCGUCUGAAAGGUGACACCAAUGAUCCGAGUUAUAAACUAUCCGAAGCGAAUAUACGAAAGCUGCGCGAACAAUUGCGAAAAAUCGGUGCCGAGGAUGCACCAGCAAUCAAAUUACAACCAACUGCCAACAACAAUAAAAAUACUGCAUUGCUCUCGCCCGCUCAAUUACACCAUCAACAUCUCCUACACCCACACCUACAACAAACACAACUCCAGCCACCAAUUAUUACACCACAACCACAAGUUCAAUCCUCCUCUCCAGCUUUCCUUUCACUUUUACCUCGUUCGCUGUCCUCUUUGUCGUUGGGCACGCGUAAAAAUAAGAUUGAUAAAGAUUUAAUUACUGCGCCUUUAAAUAAUACAACGGAUUUUCUACAUCAUCAUCACCAUUAUUUGCAACAACAACAACAACAACAACAACAACAACAACAACAUCACCACAAUGCCAACAACAAUUCUGCCGGCAUGAUCACAUCACCAUUGCCGCCAUACAAUAUGUCACAAUCGUUGCAUCAACCGCAAACUCAAACGCAACAACAACAACAACAACAACAGCAACAACAUCGCAACUCAUCGCAACAGGCGCUUUAUUACCAUCAGCAGCAACAACAACAGCAGCAGCAGCAGCAGCAGCAGCAUCAACAAGCACGCCUCAAGGAAACAGCAAAAUCAUCGAGCUCCAAAAACAAGAAUAAAUUUGCGAAAGCUCAAAGCAUACAAGAGGACAUACCACCACCCCUGCCGCAGCGCAAUCCACCGCGUCAACUGCAACUAGAUAACAAUGGCAAUGCGGCGGGAGUGAUGAGCAACAGCAGCAAUAACAAUCUAUUCGCACCAAUCUCCGAUUUGGACUUGGCCGGAAGUCCGCAAGGCAAAUCACCACAACCAACAAUGCCGCCGCCGCCACCGUCAAGCGCCGCACAAUCCAGUGUGGUAGCUGGUGCAGCAGCACAAAAGAAACGCUCCAAAGCCAAGACAAAAGCGCUCUCCGACCCGAAAAUGUCCACGCAAAUGUUUUUACAAAUGGAAACAGCAGUUGGGACAAACGCGUCCGGCUCUGCAGCGGAUGGUGGUAGCUGCGAAACCGAUUGUAUACCGCCGCCGUUGCCUCCGCGUCAACCCGGCAUGAUAGAGGAGUCGCCACAUCGCGGCAGCUUUUCGAAUUUGACGGGCACUGGUGGUGUGCGUCCACCGCCCAACAGCAUCGACACGCUGCUCAACUAUCCACUCGUUUCCACGUGUACGCCAGUGCAUCGUGAUAAUAUGGCGGCGGCGUUCCCGCUAUCGCAGCGACCUAAUAUCGUACAGCAAUUGCAGCAGCACCAGCAGCAGCAACAACAACAAUUGCAGCACAGUAAUAAUAGCAGUGCGGGAACGGCAACAGCAGCUGCUUUGGGACAGACGCCACAAAAUUUGAAUCAUCUCAAUAAACAUCGACGUGUAGUCUCCGAGCAUAUGCAUUCAAGACAUCCAGAUCGCAUUAACAAAACUACUUCUGGUUCUUGGGAGCUCGUCGAGAAGGAUGGCGAAGUAACACCGCCCGGCACACCGCCGCCACCCUAUCUAACCAUGUCUGGAGCGGAAGAGCAUCAGCAACAGCAGUUGGCAAAUGACAGUGGCGGCGGUGGUGGAAUUUUCAUUGAAUCACAUCACUUUACUCCGCUCGCAGGUGCUGCUUCACCAACACCACCACCACUCAUUUCUACACCCACCACCACCAGCACACAUUCCAAUCGCAUUUUAGCAGCACAAUCGAACGCUACCCAAAAGGAGAUCAUCUCAAUGGAGGAUGAAGAUGCUUCCGAUCAAGAGGGUCCUUUCAUCGACGAGAAUGGGCCGUUCAACUCUCUACAACGCCUACUGGAGCCGGAAAAUGUUGCCUUCUUAGCUGUGUUUCUCAACUAUGUGCUAUCGAACUCAGAGCCAGCACCGUUACUGUUCUAUCUAAUCACCGGCCUGUAUAAAGAGGGUACUGCGAAGGAUAUGCGUAAAUGGGCAUAUGAGAUACAUUCGACAUUCCUGGUGCCACGUGCACCGCUUUCCUGGUAUCGCAAGGAUGAGUCCUUGGCGCGUGAGGUGGAUAAUGUGCUGCAAAGUGAAUUCGAUAAAGUGGAAAUUUUGCGUAAAGUCUUUUGGAAAAGCAGAAAAUGUGCACGUGAUACUAUCUGUGCGCAAUUGCGUGAAUUUCAACAGACACGUACUGAAGGUCUGGGCACAAUUUAUGGUCCAACCGAUGCUCAACUUACGGAAGCACGAGGCGAUAAGCAACGCGAGCAGCAUAUCUUUGAAGAGACGUUAAUGCGUAAACUGCAAGUAUUGAUCGAAGAGUAUGAAAAAGACUUACCCAUUGAGGAUCCGAAAAAAUUGGCCAUUUGUUCGGCAUUAUCAACCGUUAUACAUCGCAUAUUUAUAACACGUUCGCAUCCAAACAGUAUUGUUGAUCGUGUGCAUCACUUUGUAAGUCGUGAGAAAAGUUUCAAGUCGCGUUUGAUGGGCAAAAAUCGGAAAAUGAUUGUUCGUGGUCAUCCAUUGGUAUUACGUCAAUACUACGAAGUGACCCACUGUAAUCAUUGUCAGACAAUUAUUUGGGGUGUUAGUCCGCAAGGUUACCAUUGUACAGACUGUAAAUUAAAUAUUCACCGUCCCUGUUCGAAAGUGUUAGAUGAAAAUUGCCCAGGCCCGUUGCCACAAGCGAAACGAAAAGAACCACAUAAUGAUAACAAAAUCAGCAAGUUUAUGGGAAAAAUACGUCCGCGGACAUCGAGUGAUUUUAUUUCAAUGGAGAAACGUGCCCGUCAUGAGGAAGAUUUUGAUCCGGAUUUGUCAAGUGAACGCCUACACACAUCGUCCAUUGUACGACAGCCCUCCGAUCGCAGACCGGAUGCAGGCAACCAAGCGCUACGUUCCAACGGCACAGCCGCAACGUCCGCCGACAAUACAGAUGACGUACAGCUACGUCUGCCAUCGGGCGGUGCAUAUCCAGCCGGUGGCGGCUCGGGCGAAGCGAGCAGCGGUGGUAUCGGCAAAUGCGGGCUAUUGGGACGCGGCGCGCGCGAAUCAAAUGUGCCGUCAUCAAGUGAUGCUGCAGGCGACUUGGGUGGUACAGCUGCCACCGAUGCGAAUGCGCAGGACGCAGCAGAAGGGAAAGAUGCACGACGAGAACGUUUACAUCAACAUCAUCAAAAUAAAAGCGCUCCCGUUUCGGUUAAUCGCUCCGAAUCGUAUAAGGAGCGUUUAUCACAAAAACGCAAUCGCAAUAGUCGACGCAAAACAUCAGAUCCCAGUCUGACGUCAAGGCCAAAUGAUGAGCAAGCCGAUGUUGGACUUUCCAAUUCCAAUUACACCGCAAGUUCCAAUUCUAGUCUUUCCUCGGGUGGCGGCUCUGAGAGUCCCAGCACCUCCAUGGAACAAAUGGGUGGCGCCGGUGGCGGUCCAAACGCUACCGCUAGCGGUCACCCAAUCACACAUCAUCACAGUAUGCAUGCCCACCACACCACACCGCAUCAUCACAUGCAUCAACACAGUCAUCAGGACUCCUUUCACGGUAGUAUCGGUGGCGGUUCGAUGAAUACCAGCUUUUGGGGCAGCAGUUUUGGUGGCGUUGGCAGUGGACAUCCGGGUGGUCCAAGACAGUGGAAUUUUGAAAGUGACGAUGAUGAUGAUCUCAAUGAGGCCGAUUGGAGUUCGAAUGUCACAGCGGAGCUUUUGGCUGCGCUCACCGAUGCAGAAAAGAAACGACAGGAGAUUAUAAAUGAAAUUUAUCAAACCGAGCGCAGUCACGUGCGUAUUCUUAAGCUAUUGGAACGUCUCUUCCUUGUACCACUGCAAGAGAGUAGUCUACUCACAAACGAACAUUUAAUGCUACUUUUCCCGCCCGCACUGCUUGCUCUACGCGACAUUCACAGUUCGUUCGAGCAACAACUCAAGCAGCGACGCAUAGAACACAAUCACGUUGUCACACAUAUUGGUGAUCUGCUCUCUGGCAUGUUCUACGGCAAGUCCGGCGAGGAUCUAUGUCAAUAUGCAGCACAAUUUUGUGCGCGUCAACAAAUCGCAUUGGAAGCAUUGAAGGAGAAACGUCGCAAGGACGAACAAUUGCAGAAGCUAUUAAAUAAAGCCGAAUCGCACAAGGCUUGUCGGCGUCUACAGUUGAAAGAUUUGCUGCCGGCCGUUUUACAGCGUCUAACCAAAUAUCCGCUGCUCUUUGAAAAUCUCUACAAGGUAACGAUACGUGUCGUGCCCGAAAACACGACUGAGGCGGAGGCCAUACAGCGCGCGCUGGAAUCGUCUAAGAAGAUACUCGUUGAUGUAAAUCAGGCUGUGAAGUUUGCUGAAGAUACGCACAAAUUGCAAAACAUUCAGAAGAAAUUAGACAAAUCAACCUUUGACAAAGAUGAAUUUAAAAAUUUGGACUUAACACAAUACCGUCUCAUACACGAUGGUAGUUUGACAAUGAAGAAAAAUCCCAGCAUACAAUUGCACGGUCUACUCUUUGAAGAUAUGAUUGUGUUGCUAACGAAACAGGACGAUAAAUAUUCUUUGAAAUAUUUACAUGCCACACGGAACGCCGAAGUCAAUAAUAAACCAGUUAGCCCGAUUAUGAGCAUCGAUUCAGAAACGUUGGUUCGUCAAGAAGCCGCCGAUAAGAAUUCUUUCUUUUUGAUUAAGACAAAAACAUCCCAAAUGUUGGAAUUACGUGCACCAAGCAGUUCGGAGUGUAAAACGUGGUUCAAACACAUUUCCGAUGCCGCCGAACAGUACAAACCACGCUCGAAGAACGCCAAUCAUGAGCCAGUCGAUGAUCCAGCGAUCGCCACCAUACCGCAUUCCAAUACAAAGGAGUCCCUUGAACUCACACCCGAACGGCCACCGCCCGCCUCGGCUAUUGCCACCGUGACGACUACGCCAUUGGCGCCCAUGAUGCCUGUCGCUACAGCAACCUCGGUAAAUGUCAACAAUAAUAAUAUUAGCAAUAACGAUCACCACAAUGUACAGCUACGAAACGGUCGUCGCGAGAGUACGCCAACCGCAGGCAGUGCUGACCACAAAAUGCGUCUCAGUCACAAUGAGCUAUCGCCAUCGAUUGGCUCCUCAACUGCCGCCAUGUCAUCAGCCUCUACCGCAUCGCUUUCAUCGACAUCGGCAGCGGUUAACCGCACCAUGUCGACACGCAGUUGCGGUGAACCAAACAACAAUAACGGUGGCUAUGAGAAUUCAAGCGUCACUCUACGUCACACACAGUCGGCACGUCAAGCCAACGGUCAUAAUGCUGACAUUGGCGGAGAUGAGUUCAGCUCAAGCGCUAGUGGUGGCUCAAAACGCGACAGCGCCAGCAUUGUAUACUCAAAUAACUCCAACAAUACACGCACAUUGAUGCAGUCAUCACCACCAUUGGUCGAACCCACCGCUAUACAAAUUAGCAUUAGUCCGGCGCAUACCGCCGAACCUGUACUCACGCCAGCCGAGCGGUUGCGUCGACUGGACGCUUCCAUACGCGACGGUUUAUUGGAGAAACAAAAAAUCAUUUGUGAUAUGUUCCGGCUGCCGGUUGAGCACUUCCAUGAGAUUGUUGACAUUGCGGCAAUGCCGGAAGCGCCCAAAGACAGCGCCGACAUUGCGUUGGCCGCAUACGCACAAGUUCAAUCGCUAACCGAAGUACUCAAUGAGUAUAUGCAUGCGACGCACGAACAGGAAGUAUCCGCUGUAUCUACAGCAGUUUGCGAUCUAUGCCAUGAAAAGCAGCAGCAACAACAUCAUCUUAGUCACCGACCGCUGACUCCGCUCACGGCCACAUCGUCAAAUUCAUCUUCAACGUCAACAAUGAACUCGACCGGUUCGUCGACAACAACACAAAUCGCAGCGAGUGGUAGUGCAUCUACCGCGACUACAUCGGCAGACAUACCGCCUCCACUACCGCCACCAAAUAAGCAAACUGCCCAACAGCAGACGCCCACCGCCAGAACGCCAAGUAGCGUGCGCACUGUUUUGCAGAAUGCGUUGCUCGACGAGGACAUACACGAAGACGACGACGGCUAUUGUGAGAUCGACGAACUACGUUUACCGGCCUUGCCGCCGACACUGGCAUCGAAAGCGAACAGAGCUUCAUCGCCACCACCACCUUUACCACCCCCAGCUGGCAGUUUUAAACCACCGCCCUUACCACCGCCACCAGCAACGGCAACUCCUAAACAACAACAGCAACCGGAGGAGAAGAGUUCUACUGAUGCAGCAACCACAAGUACGACACUUGCGGAGGAAACAUGUAUACCUGCAAAUGCUGUGGCCCAAGCAAACACAGCUGAAUUGGUGAAGCGUCAGAGUACGAUUAGCGCCGACAGCAUUCCUGAAGAGUCUGCCGAUGAAGUUACACAAGCGUUAAAUGAAGACAAAGUGAGCGAACCGACUGCUGGCGAGGAGGAAGGCAACAAACACAAGGGCGAUAAAGGAGACACGGCAGAUAGCAAACCAGAACAAUCAAAAACUGAUGAAAAUACUGAGGCAGAACUUGAAAAGGUUAAGUUAGAGGUUAAGGAGGAGAAUGAAGAAAAGGAAAAUGAUAAUAUCGAGCCCGACGAAGGCAAAACAACAGAUAAUAAAACAACAACAACAACAACAACAACAGCCGAAAGUGAAUCAUCCCAAACCACUUCAGCCAGUAAUGAUGCCAACGCCAUAGAAGCGAAUGUAUCCAAGAAAUCGGAUGAAACUGUAGACAAAACAGCAAAAGCAGAAUCUGUUGAAACUACAGCAGCAAGUAAUGCCAAUGCUGAAGAACAUAUGGAAGUCAACGACGCCUAUGAAACUUUGUCUACACUUAAUAACAAGCUGAAUAGCGUUUUGGCCAUGGUCGACAGCUCUACGCAAACCACACCACCAUUGGCACUGAGUUUAGCAGCGCUGGCCACAAACGCCGCAAUCAUCAAUGGCACGAAUACCAAUCUUCCUGUUCACUGUGGACCUAAUCGCAUUCAACACGCCAACUCGCUGGAGCCGAGCGUGCCCUGUCAUGCACUGAAUACGAUUGUCAGCUCGUUGAAUUCGCAAAUCUCAUUACUUUUGCCAAAGAUCAAUGAACGCGACAUGGAACGUGAACGCCUACGCAAGGAGAAUCAGCAUUUGCGCGAAUUGUUAAAUGCGAUGCAUGAACGUCAGCGAGUUGAACCAAAAUUGGAAACUCCAACUGAUGAGACAGCAAAGACCAAUAUUGGCGACGGAAAAACAGCCGACGAAACGGAUGGUGGCAGCAGCAACAAAAGCAACCCACAUACCAACAACUCCAACCAGCCGGCAUUAGAUAUAUCGACCGCAGUAGCAGCAGCAGCAGCAGCAACUGCUUCCAGUUCAGAUGACAGCUGUACAACAAUCGAAGGCGUUGAAGGUAGUUCAGCUACACCUAAAAUCACAGUUAACAGUGCAACAGUAUCUACAGCAGCAACAGAUGCAGCAGACUCAUCAAAAACAACAGCAGCAACUACUGAGAGUGAAAAUUAAACGAUUUGCGGUUUAACAAUAACAACUAAAGCAAAAAGGAAAGCAAUUAGAGUAUUGACUAAUUUUAAAGGGAAAAGAAAAAUUGUAGAUAUUUAUGUUAUAUAAACUAAUGGAUGUAUGCAUGCGUAGAUGUUGCACGAUUUCAAUCACACUCGAUGUUUUCUAUAAUAUAUGUAUGUAUUAUAAGGUUUUGCUGAUGAUGAUAAUGAUGAUGAGGAAAAUAAUGUAUUGAAAUUUUGUUGUCUUCUUCGUGGUCGCCGUCAGCGCACCUUAGCAGAUCAGCCGUUUGUAGGCACAUUCGUGUGUGUUAUACUUCAACGUUUAUUCGUACCUUUGGUCGACAAUGGAGAGAUAGAAAUGCGUUUUGUAAAAGUUCAAUGAUAGAAAAAUCAGCAACUACAACAAUAACAACAAUUUAAAUAAAAAUUAUAUAUAUAUAUAUACAAUGUUAUUUCAAAUUAUAUAUGUACUAUGUCUACAAAUAGUUUUUUCGUGCUAAAAAAAAAAUUCGCUGAGAGAAAAUUGUAAUCGGAGACAAAACAGACAUAUUCUGCUAGUAAGCAAAAGAGGAAUGUAUUAUGUGUAUGUGUAUUAAGCAAAAUGAAAAGAAAAUUAUACAAUAAUAUUAUAUUUAAAUACAUAAAUAUGUGUUUCGUAUAUAGUAUACUCUUUCGUUAAUAGUCGUACACCAAACAUUGCUUAACAAAGUAAAACAAAACUGCUGCAGUUAGUUGUUGAUGCAUUCGAAGUUUGGAUGAACUCUUUUGUAGAGGAUGAAAGUGAAAGACCAGUUUUUCUAAAUUGACAUUUCUUUUUUGUAUUUGCAAUGGAUAAUAAUUGAUGGAUUUGAACCUGGCCACCAAGUGCUUACCGCAUUUUUUUAUAUACAUACAUACAUACUUAUGAAAUAUGAGUAUUUGACACAUGCAUCGUGGAGCUUUUUUACUCCGGCUGAAAAGCCAAAAUGUCCAAAAUCAUUUUUAUUAUACAUUUAUGGUAUAUGGAAUAUUUAAAUUUUGAUCGUGUAUAGAAUAUUUACAGUUAUUUGUAGCUGUUUUGGAGCCCCCAAGCCAUGGCAGAGGGUGCUUUGCAUGAAUGGGCCAAUUGCGUUUCACAAGCCUUAUACUUUUACGCAAUUAUAGCGAAAUGCGAGUUAUAUUAAAUAUCACAAAUAAAAAGAAAUAUGAAUACUAAACUAAUGUAAGUUUUUUUGUCAAAACAUACAAUAAUACGUACAUCAUACACAUGUAUGUGCGUAUAUGUUUAGAGGGAAAAUAAGCGUAAUGAAUUUUCACGCUUAUCCAAGUGAAUUUUUGUAGCUAAAAUAAAUUGUACAUUAAUAUUAGAAAUUAGCAAAAAGUAAUGAAUUUUUGAAAGAAAUACAAAGCGAAAGAAAAUUAUUAUAAAAAUGGUACUUUUUCUUGAAAUUUGAAUGUGUUAAAACAGACGAAAGAGAAAUGGACGAAAA